Molecule: messenger RNA, 936 nt
Organism: Penicillium crustosum
Lineage: Eukaryota; Fungi; Ascomycota; Eurotiomycetes; Eurotiales; Aspergillaceae
Product: GPI anchored serine-threonine rich family protein
Exons: 6
Coding region: 1-936 (311 amino acids)
Source: RefSeq, a predicted model, not a curated record
AUGCGGGUUAACAUUAUCUCUUUGGUGGCUCUGGCUACUACAGUUGCAGGCCUCACUGUCACCUCCCCACGGAUUGGUGAAAAGAUUGACCCGGAUCUGCCCCUUACUAUCAAGUGGCAAGCUGUCACAACGGACCCGACGACCUUCAGCAUCGAACUGGUCAAUCAGAAUGUCUACCCUCCGACAACAACCAUCGUGGCAGACGAUAUAGACUCUUCCAAGGGCUCCUAUACCGUCAAGGCAAAGACAUUCACGGAUGUAGACAAUGGAAAGGGAUAUCAAAUCAAUUUCCUCUCUCCGGAGAAUGGGAUUCUGGCCCAGUCUCAGCAAUUCCGAGUCACUGAACCGGGUGAAAUUGCUAGUAGUGCUAGUGCUAGUAGCUCUGGUAAGGAAACCAGUACUGCACUUGAUACUUCGUCCUUGAUUUCUUCCACCGCGUCGACAAGUGAUAUCACUUCGGCUCUAUCUUCCUCGACUACUUCCUCUUACCUGUCUUCGACUGCUACUCACUCCUCCAUCAGUGCGUCUGCCCCUACCUCUUUCUAUAUCCACCCUUACAACUUCCUCCUUAAUCUCUUCUACAUCUACACCUUCAACUUCUUCUUUCAUUACAACUUCAUCCUCGAUUAUAUCCUCCUCUGCUACCCCGACUACUUCUACUUCCAUUACCAAGUCUUCCACACAUCUCCCCACCUCAACCUUCCUCACGUCAAGCACUCUUUCUUCUACCACAUCCCAUUCUACACACACCUCCACUUCUACCCCUGUCUGUCCACCGCAACCCAUUCGAGCACUACUUCCACCACCACUCACAAAACCACUUCGACUACAACCUCCACUGCUACUGAGUCGGCUAGUACCACCUCUAACGCUGCUGCCGUCCUCAUGCCCCCCGCUGGUGGUCUGCUUCUAGGUCUGUUUGCUUUGGUCCUUUAA